This is a messenger RNA of Monopterus albus (swamp eel), 2264 nucleotides long. It is a transcript of the gene nkd2b, whose product is annotated as NKD inhibitor of WNT signaling pathway 2b. The record is from RefSeq and is a predicted model, not a curated record. Gene Ontology annotation, molecular function: calcium ion binding. Gene Ontology annotation, biological process: negative regulation of Wnt signaling pathway. NCBI's taxonomy places the organism in Eukaryota, Metazoa, Chordata, Actinopteri, Synbranchiformes, Synbranchidae. The coding region runs from base 295 to 1674 and encodes 459 amino acids. The transcript has 10 exons. Gene Ontology annotation, cellular component: cytoplasm.
GCUCGGUCGCUGCUGUUCUCAAAACGCUUCCACGUUCAGCUGGAGCGAGGCGUCCUGCGACGGAGAGCACCCCUUGUCUGCCGCUGACCGUUUAACAGGCUUAUCUUGUUUCUACACACAGACAACUGAUGCUUCAAUGAUCGCGCAGCUUAAUUACCUUCCUUUGGAUGAAGUUGGAGUGUUUCUUUUUGCAAAACACACACACACACAAUGUGACCAUGUUUAGUCAGUGACAGUUUUACCCUUGUCGGACUUCAGAAUACCUUUAUUGAUCCAAGGAGGAGCGACUUAAGAAUGGGCAAACUUCACUCAAAACAUGCGUGCAAGCGCAGAGAAAACCCUGAAGGAGACAGUUUAGUUGUGAACGCCUUCCUCCGGCGAGGGAUGGAGGAGUGUGAGAGGUACAACGCGACGGAUCACAAGCUGAAGAACUUGCAGGAGUUUCCAAAUGGUGAGCUGAAGGAAGGACGAUUCUCAGAUCAACACUGUCCCCUAGAGGUGGUUCUUCCUCCGGAGAAGGCUGAGGGUUGUGAAAACUACCUGCAGUAUCUUCACACAGAGGACAGAGAGCGAGAGAUACUUAGAGAUGCCACCAAAGCCCCUGGGAAGAAACACAUCACUCUGGAUGACUUGGAGUGUGAUGUGUCUGUGGAGGACGACAACCGUCAGGAGUGGAUCUUCACCCUUUAUGACUUUGACAACAGUGGAAAAGUUACAAAGGAGGACAUGUCCAGUCUGAUGCACACCAUAUAUGAUGUGGUGGAUGCCUCUGUGAAUAACUCUUGUCAUAAUAAAAGCAAGACUCUGCGUGUCAAGCUGACUGUCACUCCAGAGCCAAGGUGCCACAGAAGAGAAGCAUGGACAGAUCGCUGUCACCAGGAGGAGGGGCGUUCUUCUGACAAGCGGCUGUCCUCUUACAUUAGUAGCAGAGGGCAUAGCAAUGAGGCUCAAGCCACUGAGGGUCAGCAUUACUGUGUGGAUGAGAAUACAGAGCGGAGGAAUCACUACCUGGACUUGGCUGGUAUAGAGAACUACACCUCCAGAUUCGAAGGUACUGCCCCUGCCAUCCCGCCCCAGGAGCAUCAUGGUCGGAGCUCCCAAAGCCAGAGCCGCUCCCGCUCCCAGGAACCGGAAACCCAGGUUGUCUACCAGCGCCGCUCGCAGAUCAUCAGUGAUAGUUACAACCCCACAGAGUCUCGAAGCAAGGGUGCACAGUCCUUCAAAUCGCCCAAAGGAAAUUAUAAGGGAGGCAGCGGGAAUAACGGGGGGAGCGGAGGCAGCAAAUCUAUUAAAUGUCAUGGCUACCACCCUCCGCUGCAAACUAUGGUGCAUGGCGGUGGUACAGUGGGUCACGGAGGUCAGGAUGUGUAUCAUCUUCCGCACCAAGCCCAACCCUCUGCCCACCACCAGCAUCCUUUGCAAUACAGCCACAGCAAACGGCUGAGGCCCAGAGCCAGAGAAGCCCUGUCCCCAUCCAAAUCUCCACUGUCCCCUCAGUCUCACCCACAACAGCAACCCCCUGUGCCCUCUGUACUGCCGAGCCUGGAGAGAGAGCAUCUGUCUGGCCCACCUGGGAGCCCAGGUUUUGUGGUUCCUGUGGUCCAACGGCACGAGCACCACCAUCACCAUGAACACCACCACCACCACCACUACCACCACUACCAUCAGACAUGACCGCUCUUAGUGUGCAGUGACUAAACCUGUACAGGACCAACCACAAACAACCACACCAGUCUGAAGAACUUCACCUCAUCCCACAGGAGUGUCUUACGUUCUGUCCAGAAUCUUUUUAUUCUCCUCUUGUAAGCUAUACAGAUAUAUCCUGAGAUUAGAUGUACUGAGGAAUCAUGUAGUGUGAUGGCAGAUGAUACUGGACCAGAAGGAUGUUGUUCUGAUGUUAUUGUGUAAGAACAAAAGAUGUGUGGAACAGUAUUGAAGUUUUUGUAGAUGUUCUACUGGGACUACUGCCAUGAUUACUCAUUUUAUAAAGGGUACAGAAACCAGAGAGGAGCAGAUCUAAGAACUUUUUACGCAACAUCCUUUCCCUCUUGAUACGGUUGGUUGAAGGCCCGGGAAGCUACAUAUCGGAAUAGGUUUGUUGUUCUGUGUGAGACCGCUCCAAAACAAGGAUCUCAGGUGUAAAGGUGCUGCUGCUCUUGGGCUUUUCACAGAGGCCUCUUCCUCCUCCAGGCCCAAUGUUGACUGGGGAGGGGGGUCCUAUUGGGGAGUGGGGUCGGGGAGAUUGGGGGGGAUAAAAUUACCAC